Messenger RNA from Alnus glutinosa, 2559 nucleotides. RefSeq names its product probable methyltransferase PMT2. The transcript has 7 exons. The coding region runs from base 361 to 2208 and encodes 615 amino acids. The record is from RefSeq and is a predicted model, not a curated record. Gene Ontology annotation, cellular component: cytoplasm; trans-Golgi network; endosome. Lineage: Eukaryota; Viridiplantae; Streptophyta; Magnoliopsida; Fagales; Betulaceae. Gene Ontology annotation, molecular function: methyltransferase activity.
UGAAUCAGAAUCACAGAAAGAGGAAGUAGAGAAGGAAAAUACACACAGAAUCAAUCACGUUCACAAUAACAAACGGAACUCUGUUUGUUCCAUGCGCAAUUGAGAAAGUCAGCGAGCGAAACAGGGUCAUACCUGCCUCUGCAAUCUCAUCCCAUUCGCCCUUGUCAUCCCCUCACGCUGAUAGAUUACUCCUCUCUCUCUCUCUCUCUCUCUCGCUCUCUCUCUCUCUCGCUCGCUCGCGCGCUCGCUUGUGGAUUCUGAAAGAUGAAGAUGUGAAUCUGAUUUGACUGGAAACAAAAAGAUUGCGCCUUUUUGACAAUUGAGAUCUAAAUUCCAAAUACUUUAUAAAAAAUCCAGAUAAUGGCGACAAAAGGGAACUCAGGAGACAAUAGAAGUAGGAGUUCAAUAUCAAUUUUCAUUGUAGUUGGUUUGUGUGGUUUCUUCUAUAUACUGGGUGCAUGGCAGCGAAGCGGUUUUGGAAAGGGAGACAGCAUAGCUUUGGAGAUAACCAAACAGUCAGACUGUAGUAUCCUCAACAAUCUAAAUUAUGAGACCCAUCAUGGUGGUGAUGCUGGUACAAUCGAUGAAUCUGAUGCAGAAGUUAAGGAGUUCAAGGCAUGUGAUGAUCUCUACAUUGAUUACACACCCUGUCAAGAUCAAAUGCGGGCAAUGACAUUCCCUCGAGAAAAUAUGAAUUAUAGGGAACGACAUUGCCCUCCUGAAGAAGAGAAGCUUCAGUGCCUUAUUCCUGCACCAAAAGGAUAUGUGACCCCAUUCCCAUGGCCCAAGAGUCGUGACUAUGUGCCCUAUGCAAAUGCACCUUAUAAGAACUUGACAGUUGAGAAGGCUGUUCAAAACUGGAUUCAAUAUGAGGGCAAUGUUUUUAGGUUCCCUGGUGGAGGCACACAGUUUCCUCACGGAGCAGAUUCAUAUAUUAAUCAACUUGCAUCUGUGAUUCCACUGGACAAUGGGAUGGUUAGAACUGCUUUGGAUACGGGCUGUGGGGUUGCAAGUUGGGGUGCUUACUUGUUCAAGAAAAAUGUUAUAGCCAUGUCAUUUGCACCAAGGGACUCUCACGAAGCACAAGUUCAAUUUGCUUUGGAAAGAGGUGUUCCAGCGGUUAUCGGUGUUCUCGGAACCAUAAAGCUGCCAUAUCCUUCUAGAGCCUUUGACAUGGCACACUGUUCCCGUUGCUUGAUUCCAUGGGGUGCAAAUGAUGGAAUGUACAUGAUGGAAGUUGAUCGAGUUCUUAGACCUGGUGGUUACUGGGUGCUUUCUGGUCCACCCAUCAAUUGGAGGAAUAAUUACCAAGCAUGGCAGCGUUCUGAAGAAGAGCUUCAGGAGGAACAAAGGAAGAUUGAGGAGAUUGCCAAGCUUCUUUGCUGGGAAAAGAAGCAUGAGAAGGGUGAAAUCGCCAUUUGGAGGAAAAGAAUAAAUUAUGACAAUUGCCGUGAUCAAGAUUCUCAACCUACGAUAUGUGAAUCUAAAAAUGCUGAUGAUGUUUGGUACAAGAAGAUGGAAGGAUGUGUAACUUCUUAUCCUGAGACUACUAGUCCAGAUGAAGUUGCUGGUGGAGCAUGGAAGCCAUUUCCAGAGAGACUCAAUGCCAUUCCUUUCAGAAUAUCUAGUGGAUCCAUUCCUGGAAUAUCUGUUGAGGCAUACCAGGAGGACAUGCGAUCAUGGAAGAAGCAUGUGAAUGCUUACAAGAGGAUUAACAAGAUCAUUGAUUCAGGGAGAUAUCGCAAUAUUAUGGAUAUGAAUGCUGGUCUUGGAAGUUUUGCUACUGCUCUUGAAUCUCCCAAGUUGUGGGUUAUGAAUGUUAUGCCUACAAUAGCUGAGAAGGACACCCUGGGUGUUAUAUAUGAGCGUGGAUUGAUUGGCAUAUAUCAUGAUUGGUGUGAAGCCUUCUCCUCAUAUCCUAGGACAUACGACCUUAUUCAUGCAAAUGGUGUUUUCAGCUUAUACAAGGAUAAGUGCAAUGCGGAAGAUAUUCUUUUGGAGAUGGAUCGCAUCCUACGGCCUGAAGGAGCGGUUAUAUUCCGCGACCAAGUGGACGUGCUAAUCAAGGUGAAAAGAAUUGUGAAAGGAAUGAGAUGGAAUACAAAAAUGGUGGAUCACGAGGAUGGCCCUCUUGUCUCAGAGAAGAUAUUGUUUGCUGUCAAACAGUAUUGGGUUGCUGGUGAAAACGACUCCACAUCUCCACAGUGAAAUGAAAGAAGAGGAAAGUUUCAGCGCAGUUAUAGCAGGAAACUGUGAGUCAAAUAUACCAACCCAUGGGCGGUCCAGGCAAGUAGCAAUAUUGUUGAUUGUCCUGAUUUCAGGUAGAUAUAGCACAUCGAUAGGUGUUUAAAAUUUUUUAAGCUCGAUUGAAUCUUGUCCUUAAAAUUUUAGUUAUUUAGUUAUCGUCAUCUCUCUUUGAUGAGCUUAGUGCUGAUGUUAACCUUCAGGCUCAUACCACAGUGGAGCCUAAUUUUGGCUUUAGCAUGUCCUGCCAUGGUGUAUAAACAGAUUUUGAGGUUUUACCUCAUAUAUAAUGUAUUAUUGUGUUUAUUUUAUUUA